Coniophora puteana RWD-64-598 SS2 is the source of this 1367-nucleotide messenger RNA. RefSeq lists its product as uncharacterized. The coding region runs from base 116 to 1210 and encodes 364 amino acids. The record is from RefSeq and is a predicted model, not a curated record. Gene Ontology annotation, molecular function: mRNA binding. NCBI's taxonomy places the organism in Eukaryota, Fungi, Basidiomycota, Agaricomycetes, Boletales, Coniophoraceae. Gene Ontology annotation, biological process: P-body assembly; cytoplasmic stress granule assembly. Gene Ontology annotation, cellular component: P-body. The transcript is spliced from 5 exons.
AAUCCUCAACCCAUCCCUUCUCUUCCAUCCCCUCGCGUUUUCUUUUGCCUUUCUUUCCUCAACCUUUCAUCUUUCAUCUUUCUUUCAUCCAUAACACGACGUAAAGGAAGUCAGGAUGGCGCUUAGCUUCAUAGGGAAGCCGAUCUCGCUCAUCUCGCACUCGGACGUGCGGUACAGGGGCAUAUUGGCGGGCAUUGACCCCGCCGCGUCGACCAUCCAACUUUCUAAUGUGUUCUCGAUGGGUACGGAGACGCGCAAGCCCCCUGCAGAAUACAUCCCACCCGUGCAGGAGCCGUACCAGUACAUCAUCUUCCGCGCUUCCGAGGUGAAGGAUCUCGCAGUCGACGAGCCAGUCCCCCCGCCUCAGCCACACCGGAGCGUCCACGAUGACCCUGCCGUUCUCGGAGCAUCUGCACCAGCACCCGCUCCUUAUGGUGCCUAUCCACCUGGAUUUCAACCUCCCGCCCCCGCCCAGCAGCCUCCGCAACCCCCUCCACCACAGCAAUACGCUCAAGCCGCCGCUGCUGCCGCCGGGCGACCGGGACCAGGCCCCGGCCCUGCCCCUGAUGCCCAACCUCGCCGCGGUGGACCCAACAACACCGGAUCCAUCCACACCGCUGCCGCCUCGCUCGAGACUGUCGAGCGCGCGCUGGGCGAUCUGCGGGUGCAGAAUGGUGGCGGCGGAGGUGCCCCUCGCGGCGGUGGCCGUGGUGGACGGCGUGGGCAUGGCAGUGGAGGCGCGCACGAGAAGACGGAGAUCCGCGUGCCAACGACGGACUUCGACUUCCAGGGCUCGAAUGCGCGGUUCGACAAGGCUGCGCUCGGGCCGAAGAAGUCGCCCGUUGCUGAUGAGGAAAGGGCCCCCGACGACAAGCCCGCCGAGGUCGUGGAUAGCAACGACGCCGUAGGCAAGGCGGACGGCGCGAAGAAGGACGAUGGCGCGUAUAAUCCUACGAGGAGCUUCUUUGAUAGCUUGAGUUCGUCUACCCAGGGUCCGGAUGGGCCCCCAGGCGGUGGCGGACGCGGAGGGCGCCGAGGUGGGGGACGCAACCGGCGUGAAGAGGAGAGGGAACGCAACGUUGCCACAUUUGGUGAGCCGGGUGGUGUUGGGCUCAUGGGCCCUGGCGCGUAUGUUGGCGGGUGGGGUGGACAUGGACGCCGUGGUGGACGCGGGCCCAGGCGAGGAGGUGCCGCUGUGGCUGGGCGGUAGGCGGUUUUAUUUUUGAAACUAUGUCUCGCAGGUGUCAGUCGCUACUUUGAUGUGUUGGCUGUGCGUAUGGGCGUGUCUCUGUUUUACCACUAGCUUUGAGGGCGUGUACCAUGGUCAUGUGUUCGAUAAUGGUAUACAGUUGAUCUGGUUAUACUCC